Messenger RNA from Frankliniella occidentalis (western flower thrips), 802 nucleotides. RefSeq names its product fatty acid-binding protein, muscle (gene fabp). The record is from RefSeq and is a predicted model, not a curated record. Bases 139 to 549 code for a protein of 136 amino acids. Gene Ontology annotation, cellular component: cytosol; nucleus. The transcript has 3 exons. Gene Ontology annotation, molecular function: fatty acid binding. NCBI's taxonomy places the organism in Eukaryota, Metazoa, Arthropoda, Insecta, Thysanoptera, Thripidae. Gene Ontology annotation, biological process: fatty acid transport.
CCCACCAUCUCAAUCCAUUCCAGUUGCGUCGCCCCCGUCUCACCGAGCAGACCGGACCACUUCUCACCGGCCGCACACCUCGUGUCGUUGCUCUCGCUCUUCUCUCCAGUUUCCGUCACCCAACCCCUUCCUUCAGCCAUGGCUCUCGCCGCUUUCGCCGACAAGAAGUUCAAGCUGUCUAGCAGCGAGAAGUUCGACGACUACAUGAAGGCCUUGGGUGUGAGCUUCGUCACCAGGCAGGUCGGCAACGCCGUGAGCCCCGUGGUGCACCUCACCGUCGACGGCGACAAGUACACCCUGACCAGCACGUCGUCCUUCAAGACCUCCACCAUCAGCUUCAAGCUGGGUGAGCCCUUCGACCAGGAGACCCCCGACGGCCGCAAGGUCAAGGCCACCAUCACCCUGGAGGGCGACAACACUCUGGUCGAGAACCAGGAGGGCAGCGGCAAGACCACCAAGAUCGUGAGGGAGUUCUCCGCCAACGAGAUUAAGAUGAUCCUGACGGUCGACAACAUCGUCUGCACCCGCAUCUACAAGCUCCAGGAAUAGUGCAGCGCUGUGCAUGUCAUCCUAAAUUGAGACUGGACCUACUUUAUUUUAAUCUUGUAUUUAUCCCCCAAAUUUUAUACUUCAAGUGUUUUUGUGGAGAUUUACGUGGAUGCCUGUAAGAAUUAUUUUGAAUGUUUUGUAUAUUUGUAUAUUUCGCACAUUGAGCCAUUGAAGCUCCGACGAGCUUCCAUUGAAUCGUUUCAGCACAUUUUAAAUCAUGUUUACUAAAUACCAAUAAAAUCGAUUCCAUGUA